AAGCUCGCGACCUAACCCUAAAAUUCCAUGUAGAAUCUAGGGCUCGCGGAGAUGGAGGGCGCGAGCAAGGAAUGUGGGGUGUGGAGCGAGGAUGCGGUGCGCAUUCUCAUCGACAGCUACACCGCCAAGUUCGUGGAGCUCCAGAGGAGCAAUCUGCGGCAGAAGGAUUGGCAGGACAUUCUCGCGCGCCUCUCGUCCUCGUGCGGCGAGGGCUACAGCUACGCGCGCUGCCGCAACAAGCUGGACGCGCUCAAGAAGAAAUUCAAGGUCAUCAAGAGCAAGAGGGAGUUGGGCAGCGGCAGCAAAGGGGGAACGGGCGCAAAAUGGAAGUGGUACGAUCACAUGGAGAAGCUCAUGGAUCGGAGCAGCGGCAGCGGCGGCGCCAAAGGGAUCCCGGGAGGAAUCACGAGCGGGGAGAAGCUGGGGCCACUGGCAGCGGCGGACGAUGCCACCGACGACGAUGUUGAGGUGGGCGCUGCCAAUUCCGGGGAUGAAGAAGAAGUAGAUGAAGGAGAAGAAGAAGAAGAUGAUGAUGAUGAUGAAGAAGCUGAGGAAGCUCAAGAGGAAGACGAGGGAAUGCCUCCUUCCAGCUUCCUGUUCGAUCUUAGGCCGGGAUUUCUCGACAGCGGCUUGAAUCUCACGCUCAAUGGGAUCUGCGCCGCUGCCGCCACUGCUGCUGCUGGAUCUGCCGACUUUCGAUCGCCGCCCAGCCUGCCAAAGUUCUCGGACAAGACGAUCAGGAAGCAGCACCACAGGGCAUCGCCACUGAAUCGACAUGCGACAGAGGUGGUGGCGAUGUUGAUCCAGGCGGUGGAGAGGAUCGAGAAGAACAGGCUAGAAUUCGAGGAGAAGAAGCUAGAGCUGAUGAGGGACAUUGAUCUCAAGAGGAACGAGACCAACCUUGAGAUUGCCAAGUGCAUCAUUGAUAGUUGCAUGUCCAAGAGCUUUAGUUUCUAAGAGGAGGUCAUUCCCUCACUACUUUCCAUCUCUACAAUCAUGUAUAAGGGUAACUCAAACCAAAUGUAACCCCCAACAUGUCCUCUUGCCAUACAUUGGAGAUAGAUGUUGGUUACAGCCUCAUCAAAAUCGCUGAGCAUGAUAACAUCAUCGUCCUUACGUUGAAACAUAU
Messenger RNA from Selaginella moellendorffii, 1129 nucleotides. Its product is annotated as trihelix transcription factor ASIL1-like. NCBI's taxonomy places the organism in Eukaryota, Viridiplantae, Streptophyta, Lycopodiopsida, Selaginellales, Selaginellaceae. Gene Ontology annotation, molecular function: transcription cis-regulatory region binding. The record is from RefSeq and is a predicted model, not a curated record. Gene Ontology annotation, cellular component: nucleus. Bases 52 to 957 code for a protein of 301 amino acids. The transcript has a single exon.